Messenger RNA from Entelurus aequoreus (snake pipefish), 595 nucleotides. RefSeq names its product insulin-like. Gene Ontology annotation, cellular component: extracellular region. Gene Ontology annotation, molecular function: hormone activity. The record is from RefSeq and is a predicted model, not a curated record. The coding region runs from base 139 to 489 and encodes 116 amino acids. The transcript has 3 exons. NCBI's taxonomy places the organism in Eukaryota, Metazoa, Chordata, Actinopteri, Syngnathiformes, Syngnathidae.
GCGCAGAUGCUACGUACGUUUUCAGGUGACGUUGAGGUAUUAAUGGAAGGCAGACCUCUUACUUGACAGCAAACCAGUUCUCAGCAGUCUUCAAGACAGGACCGCCUCGUCUAUCUUCUCAAACCCUUUCGUUCCAUCAUGGCAGCACUGUGGCUUCAUUCUGCCCCAAUCCUGGUCUUAUUAGUUAUGUCAUGGCCGUGCUCCAGAGCUCUUUCUUCGCAACGCCUGUGUGGCACUCACCUGGUGGAGGCCCUCAAUAUGGUUUGCGAGGACAGAGGCUUUUUCACCAGUUCCCGUAGGGACCUCAACUCUGUGCUGCGUCUCUUACCGUCAAAGACUGAGGGGGCGACAUUGACCGGCAGCAUGAAUGAGAUCGCGGGAUACGCCUUCAACAACCCGAUGGACAGGAUGGUGAAGCGUGAGGGCAUUGUGGAACAAUGCUGUCACAAUCCGUGUAGCAUGCUUGUCCUGGAUAAAUAUUGCAACUAGAACUGGGUUUAACUCAGCGAUUAGCCAUAGCUUAGAAUAGUUUACCUCUCUGUAAUUUAUCCAGGAAACCAGCAACAGAACUCUGUAAAGUGAACUGAAUAGUGAU